This is a messenger RNA of Diachasmimorpha longicaudata, 1377 nucleotides long. RefSeq lists its product as uncharacterized. The transcript is spliced from 2 exons. The record is from RefSeq and is a predicted model, not a curated record. Lineage: Eukaryota; Metazoa; Arthropoda; Insecta; Hymenoptera; Braconidae. Gene Ontology annotation, molecular function: nucleic acid binding; RNA-DNA hybrid ribonuclease activity. The coding region runs from base 1 to 1377 and encodes 458 amino acids.
AUGCAGAAGGCGCUGAACUAUGUUCAGCACUGGUCCACAUUGAAGGGCCUAAGGGUAAACCCAGGCAAGACGGAGAUGGUGCACUUUACAAGCAGAAGGAGGGGUGCUGUUAAAGCUCCCUCCAUCUAUAACACAGAGCUGGAAUUCUCUGGGGAAGUCAAAUACCUAGGUAUUUGGCUCGACAAGAACCUCAGCUGGAAAAAGCAUAUCGCUAUGCAGACUAACAAGGUCACUAUGACAUACUGGGCAUGCAGGCGACCUUUCGGAAGCACAUUGGGUCUAAGCCGGAGGAUGGUCAAGUGGAUCUACACGGCCAUUAUGACCCCACAGCUAAUAUACGCAGCCGCAGUGUGGUGGACAGCCUUGAAUAAGGCCUGCCACAGGAAAACGGUGGACAGAGUGGGCAGGCUUGCGAUGCUGGGCAUAACAGGGGCCCUUCGAACGACCCCGAGCUCAGCAGUGGAGGCCCUGCUCUUCAUGCAACCGCCACACCUGAUUAUAAGCGAGGAGGCGACAAAAGCGGCCGCAAGAUUGCGGCUGCAGGGAACAUGGAAGAGACCCAGGAAUGGGCACGCUAGUGUCCUCCACGCAGACGGAGAGCUGGAAGGGCUACUGUCGCGCGGUGCUAGCGCCUGCAGACCCAGAUGGCACUUUCGCAGAAAGUUCUCUGCCAACCUUGGAUGGGGGGAAACCCCGUCAGGAAAGGACGCGGACUGGGCGCCGCCCCCUGGACUAACUGAGCUGGCUGCCCUAAGGACCUGCGCCAGGAUGAUCCUGGAGAGAGGCGACAAGGGCAAAAAGAUCUUCAUCUACUCAGACAGCAGGCGCGCGCUGAGGGCAAUACUCAGGCACAAGUGUUGCUCUAAGUUAGUGGGUAAAUGCGUUGAGCUGAUGGAGGAAAUUGCCGUAAAUAAUCGGCUUGAGGUGGGUUGGAUUCCGGGCCACGCUGGCAUCAAAGGCAAUGAGAAACCCGAUGAGCUAUCAAAGAACAGUUGCAGUAGGGCCUUUCAGGGGGAGGUGGAGCACGUAGGCGUGCACACCGACUUUGUGAAGAACCUGGUCAAGGAGCGUGGGGAUAGGAGGAUUGUGGAGAGGUGGGACUCGAAGACGGGUGCCAGACACACUAAAUCCUUCCUAGAAAAACCCACUAGGAAGAUUGCAGAAACUUUGUUGGGCCUAAACAGGGCUAAGCUCCGUGCUAUAGUGGGGCUUAUCACUGGACACUGGCCCCUGGCUCUGUAUUUAUCAAGGAUAGGCAAGGGAACUGACCCCUUAUGCAAAAGCGCGGGUUCACGGAGGAGGAUCCUCUUCACCUAUGCACAAGAUGCAGCGGGCUCGAUGAAGCCAGGUGGGAUGUUUUUGGGUCUGCAUGCAUAG